Messenger RNA from Leptinotarsa decemlineata (Colorado potato beetle), 1185 nucleotides. RefSeq names its product piggyBac transposable element-derived protein 4-like. The record is from RefSeq and is a predicted model, not a curated record. Lineage: Eukaryota; Metazoa; Arthropoda; Insecta; Coleoptera; Chrysomelidae.
AUGUCGAAACACAAGAGGAUAUUCUUGAGACACAAAAUAUCGAUAGGACCAACAUUCACAGGAAAAGACAAUACAACCAUUUGGUCUAAAUUUCCAAUACCCAGAUAUGGACGAACUAGGAGACAGAACCUGAUAAAAUAUCUUUCUGGUGUGAAGCCACCAGUGACAAACUUGAAGAAGGAAGCAGAAAUUUGGUCUCACUUUUUUUCUGAUACAAUUUUGAAUAUAAUUGUGGAGUACACAAAUCAACACAUACAAGAAAAACGUGUUCAUUAUCAACGAGAAAGAGAUGCUAAAGAUACCGAUUUAUUGGAAACCAAGGCGUUCCUCGGUCUUGUAUAUUUAUGCGGAGUUCUAAAGUCUAGUCGCCUGAAUCUUGAGGAAUUGUGGGAUAAAAAUGGUACAGGAGUAGAGCUAUUUCGACUUACGAUGUCUAAACAAAGAUUUUGUUUCCUCUUGCAACAUAUAAGGUUUGAUGAUUCAACUACACUAUACGCACGAAAGAAAUACGACAAGCUUGCUCCCAUUCGAGAAAUAUUUGAUAACUUCGUCAAUAAUUGUAAAACUGCUUACUCUCCGUUUGAAUACGUAACCAUUGACGAAAAACUCGAGGCAUUUCGCGGGCGGUGUAGUUUCCGUCAAUAUAUACCCAGCAAACCUGCUAGAAAAUUGUUUGCGUUAGCCGAUUCAAAAACAUUUUAUACGACCAAUUUGGAAGUGUAUGUUGGCCGGCAACCUGAGGGAUCUUUUGCAGUGAGUAAUUCGCCGAAAGAUGUUGUUCAAAGACUUUGUGAACCAAUAAGAGGAACAGGCAGAAAUGUUACAGUUGAUAAUUGGUUUACCAGUAUGGCGCUUCUUGAAAAUUUGCAGAAAAAUUUCAACUUAACUCUUCUGGGUACCAUAAGAAAAAACAAGAGAGAACUGCCUCCAGAAUUUGCCCGUCCUUCAAGUCGUCCUCCUCUAUCAAGCAUGUUUGCUUUUCAGAAAAAUGCAACAUUAGUCUCUUAUAUACCAAAAAAGAACAAAAAUAUUUUAUUGGUAUCGGGCAUUCAUUUUGACGACAAAAUUGAUGAAAACACUAAUAAGCCGGAAAUCAUUAUAGAUUACAAUCAGACCAAAGGAGGUGUUGACUGCGUUGAUAAGCUCUGUGCAGCUUAUGAUGUUUCAAGAAACAGUCGAAGGUAG